Lactuca saligna is the source of this 723-nucleotide messenger RNA. NCBI's taxonomy places the organism in Eukaryota, Viridiplantae, Streptophyta, Magnoliopsida, Asterales, Asteraceae. The record is from the annotation of a GenBank genome assembly.
AUGGCGCUUAAAGAUCAUCUGUAUCUCGAGGAACCAUUAGCAGAUCAAAGCGCUAACGCCACCAUGCAAGAUAACCUUGAUGAUGAAUCAGAAGAGACUGUUUCUUUAUGUGAUCUUCCUAUUUAUGGCUAUGAUACUAAUAAUUGCAGAGUUACUGAUUCUGAAGACUCCAUGAUAGGCGAUGAAAGCUUUGAGUUUUUCAGUGAAGAGUGGCUAAAGAAGGUUAAAGAUUCGAAUCCAAAGGAAAACAUCGUUUUCUGUGGAAAUUUGAUUCUUCCCAAACAACCCAUCUCCAGAAACACCCAAGAAUUCGAUAAACGCAAUCAUGGAAACACAAGACUUGAUUUAAAUAAUGGAUCUGGCCGAAACAUUGAAUUUACCAAGUUCCGACCCAUGAACAAAGGGAGAAAUCAUGGCAGCUAUGGCGAGCAUGAAACGAAGAGGGUGGCGUCGGCCUCAAAGAAGUCAAGGUGGUAUUAUUAUGGGGUUGGAUUGGCUGGGAUUCCGGCGGAGAUGGACUUAAAUGCCAUUAAAAGCAGACAAAACAGGCGCCAGCAAAAUAGUUCGGUUAGGACACAAGGCGGCUUUGAGAAGGAGGAGAGUGGUGGUUUCCGCCGUGUAAAAGGGUUGGGUAGGUUGAUUAGAGACUUUAGUUGUAAUGAUCAAACACAAGCAACUAAGAUGGUGAAAGCUUCGCUUGUUUACAUUCCAAGGGUUGGGUAG